AUGGAAUCUGCAGAAAUCGAAUACAGAUGCUUUGUCGGUGGGCUCGCGUGGGCCACCGACGACCAGUCCCUGGAGCGCGCUUUCUCUCAAUUUGGCGAGAUCCUCGAAUCAAAGAUCAUCAACGACAAUGAGACCUGGAGGUCCAGGGGAUUCGGAUUUGUCACCUUUAGCACCAAGAAGGCGAUGAAGGACGCUAUCGAGGGCAUGAAAGGUCAGCAUCUCGACGGUCGUAACAUCACAGUUAACGAGGCUCAGUCCCGCGGAAACGGGGGAGGUGGAGGCGGUGGUUAUAGCCGCAGAGGUGGGGGUUACGGUGGUGGUGGACGCCGUGAAGGGAUGGGUCUUGUGUCAUUGACUGGACGAGCAAUUGCUGCAUGGGGGGACACUGGGGAGACCAGUGAAGGACGAGGGCACAGCCUUCUAUGA
Carya illinoinensis is the source of this 426-nucleotide messenger RNA. Its product is annotated as glycine-rich RNA-binding protein GRP1A-like. Gene Ontology annotation, molecular function: mRNA binding. The record is from RefSeq and is a predicted model, not a curated record. The transcript is spliced from 3 exons. Bases 1 to 426 code for a protein of 141 amino acids. Lineage: Eukaryota; Viridiplantae; Streptophyta; Magnoliopsida; Fagales; Juglandaceae.